AUGCCUCUUGAGAAAGAUCUCCUGCACCCCUCUCCCAAGGAGGAAAAGUGGAAACACAAGAAGAAGCGUCUGGUGCAGAGUCGGAACUUGUAUUUCAUGGAUGUAAAGUGCCCGGGCCGCUAUAGAAUCACCACUGUCUUCAGCCAUGCACAAACGGUGGUUCUCUGUGUCGGAUGCUCCACUGUACUUUGUCAGCCUACAGGAGGAAAGGCAAGACUUACAGAAGGAUGCUCCUUCAGAAGGAAGCAGCACUAAUGACUGAAUCGAGAUGAAUGAGGAAGUGUAAAGAAUAAAACAAAUUUGGUACAACAAAAAUAAAUAAAUAAAUAAAGUCAAUACAGCCAAACAGCCGGUGAGUUCAAUUUGUCAAAUUGUUUUUAUUCUAUUGGCUAAUUGUCAAAGAAGGGAAUGGAGCACAGGAUCUCCAACUCCUUCCCACUCUCCAACUGAUACCUAUCUUUCUCCCCUUGCGCCAGCUUUAACAUUCUGUGUUCAUAAUUGGCAGAAAUAACUGGUUGUUGAGCAUCAUGGAGACAAACUAUGAUUAAUAGCAACUCACAUCUAUCUGAAUAGAGGAUUAAGGAACUAUAAAAUUUCAAUUUUUCACCUGAAGUCAUACUUUUUUCUCCUUGGCUAAGUGCAUUUAUAGAAAAGUAGAAAUGAGUUCCAUAGGUCUAG
This is a messenger RNA of Dromiciops gliroides (monito del monte), 678 nucleotides long. Its product is annotated as 40S ribosomal protein S27-like. Bases 1 to 255 code for a protein of 84 amino acids. The transcript has a single exon. Gene Ontology annotation, cellular component: ribosome; cytosolic small ribosomal subunit. Gene Ontology annotation, biological process: ribosomal small subunit assembly; translation. Lineage: Eukaryota; Metazoa; Chordata; Mammalia; Microbiotheria; Microbiotheriidae. The record is from RefSeq and is a predicted model, not a curated record. Gene Ontology annotation, molecular function: RNA binding; structural constituent of ribosome.